AUGUCGACCAGCAACCAUGUGAUUAACGCGAGGGCUACCGGGCACCUUGCGUUCAACUUCGAGUUUCCCCUCUUCCUCAUCAUCUGCGCCCUAUUGUCCAUCUUCUUCCUGCUUUACUUUAAUCGAGUCUUUGCAUCAGUCGUCUCGUAUGGCAUCCGAGCAUUCACUUGGCACCGCUAUCGAGUCUACAUCGACGUGAAAGCCUUGCAGAUAUCCCUCCUCGGUGGGCGCAUCUUCUUCACCGGCUUGCGCUACCAUGGGUCCAACGAAACCUUCUUGGUGCAACAUGGAUCCAUCACCUGGCGCUACUGGCUUCGUCGAGUUCGAGAAGUGGACAUACGCGCGUCGAGCAGCACGGCCGAGGGCGUGGCUGCCCGACAUGACAAGAAUGCAGCCCUCCCGUGCCGCAUCAACGUCAAGCUCGUUGGUCUGGAAUGGUUCGUGUACAAUCGCAGUCCGGCAUACGACACCAUUAUCGCUGGACUUGCCGACAGUGGCUCCCCUGAAACGGAAUUCAGCGGCGUAAAGGACGACAAGGAUGACGACGCCGUCGGGUCGCGAAGGGCCAGACGAAACGAGCCCUCUGUGGAUACGCCCGUCCCCGGGAUAAGAAGUUGCAAUCAGGGCGCGACGUCGGAAAAGUCGACAGACUCAAGGCAGAACUCUUCGCUACUCAGCUCCAGCACAGGCGCAGCCAGCACCGAUGACGAGAGCCAGCGAGACGGCACGGGCCUCCCGUUCAUCCUUCAGCUCUUUCCCAUCCAUGUCGACUGUCACAAGCCGGCGGUGGUUGUUGGCAACGAGACAACCAAGGCCAUCUUGGUUGUCAAGGCAAACUCUGCCUCAACCGACAUAGAUGCCUCGGCGACGCCAACAUGCGACCAAUAUCGGCAGACCUUCAAAGCACGCCUCGACCAUCCAGUGGUAGAAAUGAAAGAAAACGAGGACUUCAAGGAGGAUCUGACGGCUCGCGCAACUAGACGACAGGAGGAUGCUCAGGGUUCGAAGCCACCACUCCCGAGAUCCUUCUUCAGAAGAAAUCGCCGCAAGAUUCUCAGCUCCCUGCGAAAUAUGGUGCCAUACUGGCGACGUUCUGUAGAAUCGUUUUCAACCGACUCGAGAACUGCCAUGGGAACAGGCACCUCUCAGGUUCCAGGAUCGAACCACUGGCAAGGUCUGUCUAGAUACUUGGAUGAUCAAUAUCAGGACGACAAGGCCCGUUGGUCCUUGGUAGAAUACGGGGCAGUUCCAACAAUCUUGGAUUCACCAGACGUCACACUCACUGUAUAUUGGGAUGUGGUGGGCCGUGUAACAGAGCAGGCCCACUUGAACACUCGCACGGCCUCGUCCGCCAACAUCAACGGAUGCGAACCGCCGGCGUGGGGAAUGAGCCUUUCCGUCAAAGGUGGUACUAUGAGCUAUGGUCCAUGGGCAGACAGGCAUCGUGCCAAUCUACAGCGCGUCUUCUUCCCGCCACUUGCCAAGAAUGCUUCUCCUGCAAGCGCCUUGCCGGCUGGUGCGUGGAGAGUUGCCACCUGCUUCACCUUGUUCGUCGACUUGGAGGACACGGUGACCCUCCGCAUUCCAACUAGGGAAGAGUCCAAGAACUGGCGAUGGCGCGGCAAGGAACCUCCAAUUCGGCACCAAAGCGGGCCUAGCAAGCGAAAGCAGAGGAACCGGGCCAAGAAGAACAUCAAAGGAGAGGCAUCUCAGCCGCGACCCGCCGGUUGGCUCGAGAUCAAAGUGCCGGCCAAUGCGACAGUGGCAUAUUCCAUGGACAUGCUCGCCAGCCCCUCGGGAUUUGAAAAUCGCCUGGAUAUCGACCUACCAAGCACGGAGCUCUGGAGCAGCGUCAACCAUGACUUGCUGUGGAAGUCGGGAGCACAACGGAUCUCUUGUAAUCUAGGCAACCCCCUACCUUGGAACACCCUGCGGCAGUGGCAUUUCAGCGUCGACUGCACCGAUUUGGAACUGUUUCUUCUUCGCGAUCACGUCUUUCUCCUCAUCGACCUGGUGGAUGAUUGGGCUAGUGGACCUCCUCCGGAGUAUCUCGUCUUCACUCCCUUCAAGUAUCACCUGCACCUGAAUCUUCGGAACCCACGGCUCUACAUCAAUGUCAAUGACGAGAACAUCAUCGACAAUGCGACAGCUCUUGAUGACAACGCAUUUCUGAUUCUCUCUAGCCCUCUCCUGAAUGUCGAGACCACCAUCCCGCUCGACAGCUAUCGACCAAGCAAGAAUGCAAUCCCGUUUGACAUUCGCACCGAUUCUGUCGACCUGAAUUUGCACUUUCCACAGUCGAGCACGCAGGCAGCUUUCUUGCCGUUCAACGAGCUCGGCCACGCGGAUGGGCUUGUCGUGAGUGGCAGUUAUCAGUACAACUCGACCACGUCACCAGCGAACACAGAUACGCUCGUCUUGAAAGUGCACGGCCAAUCGCCGUAUGCGCACCUCUACGGGUUUGUCGUCAGAUAUUUUUUGCUGCUCAAGGACAACUAUUUCGGCGACCACGUUCACUUCAGAACUCUGGACGAGUAUCAGGAGCAGCUGCAGGUCGAGACGAAAAAACAAGGAGCCGAACCUGCACCUCGCCCUCCUAACAGAAAGUCCAACGAUCUGGAUGUCAUCUUGUCCGUCAAGGUUGAUGAUCCUAGGGUCAUGCUGCCGGCCAAUCUCUACUCAGCCGACCGAUACGUACAAUGUGAACUUGCCGACUUGUCAGUCGACCUUCGCUUCACGAACUACUUCAUGGAUCUUGAGCUUGCCCUGAGCCCCUUGAGCCUAUCGAUGGGCAAUCCGGGAAACGGCAUGGAGUCCCCAGGUGUUUCUUUCUCUAGCACGCAGCUGUUCAUUGAUGGACUGCGAAUAUUUGGCCAUCGCACAUUCGGCCUCCCACCCUCGGAGCCAACCUAUCUUUGCAACUGGGAUCUUGCCGUUGGAGCUGUCAGUGGCGAAUGUUCCGCAGAUUUUCUCGCCACCUUGAUUAGGGCGGGCACGGCUUUCAGCUUCACAUUUGAUGAUGUUGAGAACGCCUUGGUCCCAUACUCAUCUCUCGUUUUCCAUGACAUUACCUUCGUCCGCGCAGCUGUGGACUCUGUUCGAGUCUGGGUCCACCUGGAUGACGUCGCCUUCCUUUUCUCUACAGACACGAUUGAAGUAAAAAGUAAUGACUGGGCUCGCUCACAUUACUCCAAGCGCGCCGACGUCAGCAUUCCCAACGUGCAGUUGUCCUGUGUCAAUGCCGAGGCAGCGGCAAGACACAACUCUCGACGCCAUCAUCCAGUGGAGACACAGGCCUACUUGCGAACGAAUAUUCACCUGGCGGCCAUCGGCCGGAAGUUCCACUUCACCAAAGAACGCAAGAUUCAACAGGACUUGGCGCGCCGUGAAGACCAGCGCACUGAGCGAAUUCCAUUUCUCCUGAUCGACGGGCUAGCCAGCGACUUUGUUUCAGAGCCAGUUGAUCCUCCUGCGCAGUGCUCACCGACGCCCCCUUUUCCAGUUAUAGAGGCCGAAAAUGACGGGAACUCGUCUCACACUGAACACCACUACGUGAAAGACGUACAUGAUCACUCGUCUGUCGCCUUUUCGAGCCAGUAUUUCGCACCGCACUUUCCCUCGGAUAGUGUUCGUCCCGAGAAUCGCGAUGCCGUUUUUCCUGACAUUCUGGAAGACGACGACGACGACGAUAUAUUCGGCCAAACGAUAGCGACCCUGGGUGAGAUUGACCCACGCAGCCUGAGCGAGGAGCACGCCUACGCAAGCGUUAUUCUCGAGUUUCCCUCUGGUCUCACGGCUUGCAUCAAGCCCGAAGCAGUUCGACAUGCUGUUUCGCUUCUGGCAGAGCUGCAACCGAGCGAGCCCGAAAGUAUACUCGAUUCUCUCCAGAUAGGCGCCAUGGGGGAGAUAUUCGCCUCCAAGAAGCCAGAGCAUCAUCACGGGAAGAUCCAGGACCUUCUCGUGAGGCUGCCAAAAGCGGACAUUCGUUUUCUCAACUCAGCGGCGCCCAACUCCCCGAACGACUCCCACGAGGACCAAGACCAGUAUGACCUGCGAAUUUCCAAGGCGGUCUUGAUUACUCGAACUGUAAAAGAGAGCAGUGUCACCAAGAACGCUAGGACGUCGCUUCAUUUUCGCCUGAAAUCUGCAGAAAUCUCGGCAUCGGAGCGCUUGUCGUCGCUUUACAAUCCCAAAGCAGCUGUCAUGGUGGAAAUUGACGAUGUGAUGGUGUCUUUGGGCGCAAAAGACAUCACAUUCUUUGACGCUGAUAUAGGCUCUAUCGUUGGGAGCACUGCAUCAGGAAAGAUUGAAUAUUUGGCUUCUCUCAUACACCGAACGGGAACCCUGGCAUCGGAUCUCGAAAGUCUCGUCUCCGCGACUACGGCCGGGAACAGUGAGCGGGCCAAGUAUUUGACAUAUCGCCUCCUCAACCAGGGCAGGUCUACCAACGAUCCUGCGUUCCUCACUCGACCCUCGGCUGUUUUGAGGUCGGCUCCUCAGCAUAUGCGGACAUGCGAUUCAUGGAAGCUAGUCAUGCGACUUCGUCAAAUAUGGGCUACUAUGAGAACCAUCAAAAGCUCCCUGCUGGCGGACGACUGUAAAGAUGCAUCCUGCUUGGCCCCUCCCGAUGCUGCGGGAGUUGUGUUGACCGCCUUCCAACGGUGGCGCAGCUGGGAUCUGGAGGAUGCUGCUAAUUCCGUGCUGCUCGCGAGAGUGUUUGGAGGAAACAAGGCAGUGGAUGUAGAAGCUGGAAACGAUGCGCCCAUCCUUGGUGCGUGCCGACUGGCAGAGUUGCGCUUUGUACUGGAUCCGGGCCCGAAACAGAACAAUAUCGGGCUCCUCGAUAUCACUUUCAGGGUUGAGCAGAAGCCGGCUGCUUCGAACCAUACCCCUUCCGAGGUGCCCGAUUUUGAUGGCCCGUUGACUGUUUGCAACUUGUGCUGCAGCGACGCGGCCGUACACCUCAAUUGGGAGCUUUGCGAAUUGGCAGACGAUGUUCUUCGACUGUACAAUCGAAACCGUGCGAGCAGUCUCGACGAGCCGAAAUCGACCAAGCCACACGCCGAACCUGCAAGGGCACGCUCGUCCGCAUUUCACGUCGUGCUCGAGCUAGUGAGAGGCUCGAUCGACUUGGAGACUGUGAAUCUCAGCCUACAAACUCUAUCCAGCGGACUCAAGGCCUCCGUCCUAAUGCAGAGCACUGGCGAGCAAACAGAUUUCGCCAGCGCCCUGGUGAACUGCAAUGCGGUCACAUCCCGACUGCAUAGUCAUUCGCAGCUCCUUGGAACUUGCCAGCUUCGCCAACCAAGUAUCUUUGCGUCUCACGAGCUGCAAGAGACAGAAGAGGCCUUGUUGCGCUCAUUCAAGUCGACGGGCAGCUGCCAGGAUCUAACGUUUGCAAUCAAACAGGAUCCCAUUUCUUUGUUAGAAACCACUGACCUCGUCAUCAGAGACGAGGUUGCUCAACUAUACCGCCUUCAAAGUCUGAUACCUGCUUCUACGAAUGUUUCAGAGCCAGUCAAGAUGGCGGAUCGUCUCUCCAAAGUCAAAAUCAACGUGGCCUUGUUCCUCGACAGCUACACCAUCAACAUUCCGCUUUUGCAAUCUCUGACCUACAAGAUCUCAGGGGUCGUGGCGCGAAUUGCAUGCGCCGCCAACCGUGGCGAAGAAGUCAUACUCGACUUCGAUGUCAAGGAGAACUCGCAUGGAAUGCAGAUCGACGUCCGAGACGAGCCUCGCAGCAUCUCUCUUCUUCAAAUACCUCCCAUGAAUGGUCGCGUAACAAGCCAGACGAAUCAAUCCGACCAAGCCUUGACCAUUCUGUCCUCGAUCGAAGUCAUCAGGCUUGAUGCCUCUGCCAUUUAUAGUAUACUCGCGGCUCUAAACCGACCACAAAUCUCUAGCGCGAUCCAGGAAAUCCAACAACAAACCAAGAUCAUACGAGGACACAUGGCCGACGUCUUCGGAACGACAGAACCGCCCAGUCCAGCAUUCACUCAUGCCCCGCGUACGGCUUUGACAUACAAUCUUCAUCUAACGCUUGCCGGACUGCGAAUAUUUACCAAAGCAGUACUGACGUCGAAGACAGAGCCAAUGGCCCAGAUCCUCUUCUCCCUGGAUAAGACGCACCUCCUUGCAUGCAACCAACACGAUUCGGAUGGCCCCCCAUUACGAUACCCAGAUCUGCAUGUGAACUUGCGGCAAAUGGGACUCGACGUCCGCAGAGGCAGGAAGGAUGCUAUGAGAUCGUGCGGUAGCAUGGGAGCCAGCGUCACGGUUUCUGCCAGCUCCAGACGUGGUGACGACAACAAGGAGGAUUGGCACUUCAACUUCCGCAGCGACGAACUGGACAUCAACCUAUCCCCAGAGACCGUCUCGACCGUAAUUGACGUGAUAGGCUAUUCUGGCUCCAAGGUCAAGGAUCUGGACACGUCACGGGAGCUCGAGUAUCUGCGAAAACUCCGGCAGUCCAAACCGCGAAUCACCAUCAACGACCAGGAAGAACCAGGAGAAGACGCCGACCUGUUGGGUUCCGUGCUGGCAUCUGUGGUUUAUCAGUUUGAGCUACGAAACAUCCGGAUGUGCUGGGACGUCGCCAACGAGUCAGGGGAUAAAGAUCACAGCAAGGAAGACCUUGUGCUGUCGAUUCAACUCAUCGAGUUCGGGACCAGGACGAGGAAAUCUGCCAGGCUCACAAUCGAGAGGCUCUUGCUUCAGACCGUCCCGCCGGGACAAGACAAGAAUAUGCGGUCUUUGCACUCCGCUCUUCUUCCCGAGGUGAUCUUCAAUGCCGCCUACGUGUCCACAGCCGAAGCACGUCGCAUGGCUUUCCAAGCCACUGGAGAGUCUCUGGACCUACGCCUGACCUCUGCGUUCAUUGUGCCUGCUGCAAACCUGGUCGAGUCCAUUUCCCUGUCGAUGAGGAACGUGCAGGAGGCCUCGGCGCAAUGGACAACUGGAACAGCCGCCGCCAAAAAGCCAGACGAAACCACAACUGCCCAACGGCAGCGGAGCUUUUUUGGAAACAAGCGGUUGGAAAGCCUGCUGAUUGACGCCGACUUUGCCGGGGCAGUGGUAUAUGUCUCUGGCAAGGACGGCAAUGACGGCUCGCACGCGUCGUCGAAGCACAGCCGUCGACCGUCUCUAGGCGGAAAAUACGGCCAGUUCAAUGCAGACGAUUCUGGGAGCGCGGCAGUGCUUCGCACCCCUGGAUUGGCGUGGAAGGCCGAAUACCGAGAUAAUGGCGAGGAAGACCCCUCACUGUAUGGCGAGGUCAAGAUUGAUGCGUCAAGCAACAUCCUGUACCCGGCGGUGGUUCCUCUCAUCCUCGACAUCAUGUCGAGUGUCAAGGAGGUCGUCAGCAAUAGCAGCCAGGACAAACGAGCCCCGAACAGCGAGCCACCGAAGAUGAAGCCAGAGAGGUCCGCGGAAGAGGAUAACAUCCUCACCGCGGACCCGAGUGCCGUCUUGGGCCGGCUGAAGCUCAAUCUUGGCCUGCGCAUCUGCAGGCAAGAGUUUUCCUUGAGCUGUCAGCCCGUGGCUCGUGUGGCAGCAACCAUGAGUUUUGACAAUGUCUAUUUCACGGUCAACACAGUAACCUCUCAAGAGCAGGGCAACUUCUUUGCCAUCUCUGGAACCCUGACGAAGCCUCAGGCCUCAGUGCAGCACGUUUACUCGAGGGACUCGACAGCAAGUUUCGGGGUUGACACAGUGACACUUUCCUUCAUGAACAGCAAACACGUUAGCGGCACCAGCGGCGUGUCCGCCAUCCUGAAGGUGAGUCCAAUGAACAUAUCGGUCAAUGCGAAACAAGUGCAAGACUUCUUGCUGUUCAGAGAGAUAUGGUACCCCGAAGACCUGCGCCACGCAUCGUCGGCCCCGGUUGCGAAGCUCGAGACGGAGACUUCGCAGGGCCAUCUGGUCCAGCGCUAUCAGCAAGUGGCUGCUACGACGGCGUUUCCUUGGACGGCCACGAUAUCCAUUGCCGCCCUCGACGUCCAGGUUGACCUUGGGCAAGCCAUAGGAAAGUCUGUCUUCCAAAUCAACGACUUUUGGGUAUCGGCCAAGAAGACGUCGGACUGGGAUCAAAACUUGUGCCUCGGGUUCCGACGAAUAAGCAUCGACUGCACAGGUCGGCUGAGCGGCUUCGUCGCCCUGCAACACUUUAGGUUGCGCACGUCUAUCCAGUGGCCCAAGCGAGAACAAGCGCUGAACGAGACUCCGCUCAUCCAGGCGUCGUUGGCAUUCAAUGCCUUGCGCGUCAAAGCGGCUUUUGACUAUCAGGCCUUUUUGGUCGCCGAUGUGACGUCUCUGGAAUUCUUGAUGUACAACGUCCGGGAGAGGCGCGAGGGUAGCGGAGACCGGCUGGUAGCCAUCUUUGACGGAGACGCGGUGCAAGUCUUCGGAACGACAGCAUCCGCAGCUCAGGCCGUGGCGCUGUACCAGGCCAUGCAGAAGCUCAUCCAGGAGAGGAAGGAGAAUUUCGAAUUAUCUCUUCGGGAGAUUGAGAAAUUCACGAGACGCAAGUCGAAUACGCCGCGACACAUGCAGCAGCAUUCGCCGUCGGCGCCGCGGUUGGCCGAGGACGACACCAUGGCCAAAUCGCCGAUAUCUCUGGACACUGACGUUGUGGUGACGCUCAAGACUCUGAACUUGGGGGUCUUUCCCAGCACCUUUUCCGACCAUCAGGUGUUCAAGAUGGAGGCACUCAACGCGUACGCAAGAUUUGCGGCCAGCAUGGAACAACGACGGAUACACAGCAUCCUCCGGAUGACGCUCGGUCAGCUCCGGAUAGGGCUGGCUGGAGUGAGAAAUGCUGAGGCGCCCAAGACGCUGAGCGAGAUGACGGUAGAGGAUGUGGUCCAGCGGUCGACGGGAUCGCGAGGAGGCACAAUCCUGAAGGUGCCGCGAGUGGAGGCGGUGAUGGAGACGUGGCAGAGCCCCAAGAGCAACCAUAUCGACUUUGUUUUCAAGAGCGCUUUCGAGGGCAAGGUGGAGGUGGGAUGGAACUACUCUCGCAUCAGCUACAUCCGCGGCAUGUGGGCGAGCCAUUCGAAGUCGCUGGAGCAGACAUGGGGUCGACAGCUCCCGAUGACAGCAGUCAAAAUUACCGGGGUGCCGCAGACGGAAGCGGAACGGAAGGAGGGCGAGCAGCAGAAGAUCAGGGCCGAGGUCAACGUGCCUCAGUCAAAGUACGAGUACGUGGCACUCGAACCUCCGGUCAUCGAGACACCACAACUCCGGGACAUGGGAGAGGCGACGCCGCCGCUGGAGUGGAUCGGGCUGCACAGGGACAAGAUGCCCAACUUGACUCAUCAGAUUGUCAUUGUGUCGCUGCUGGAGCUGGCAGGAGAGGUGGAGGACGCCUACUCUCGGAUCCUGGGGUCUUCGUGA
Messenger RNA from Hirsutella rhossiliensis, 9393 nucleotides. RefSeq lists its product as uncharacterized. The record is from RefSeq and is a predicted model, not a curated record. Gene Ontology annotation, biological process: fermentation. Lineage: Eukaryota; Fungi; Ascomycota; Sordariomycetes; Hypocreales; Ophiocordycipitaceae. Gene Ontology annotation, cellular component: membrane. Bases 1 to 9393 code for a protein of 3130 amino acids. The transcript is spliced from 3 exons.